GGUCCCAGCCUGUCUCACUUGGAACUCCACUGCAGGACGUUUUCCACUGGAACCACUUUUCUGCAUAGUUUCUCCUUAUACAGCUGAAGGAAAACUGUCUCAUUGAAAAGAACUUCUUUAAGGCUUUUGUUUUGCAAAGAUAAUCCACUGGACCAAAUGGUGAAAGAUAUACAGUGCUACUGCGGAGUGAAUGUUGGAGAUGUAAUUAGCAACGUUUUGGAAACAAAGAUGAAGUAAUGGGGGAGACCAUCAAGCAUAAGAUUAGAGAAGAACAGAGGGUGAGAUUAAGGAGAAAGCUUAUGGGAUCUUAGUUCUCCAACCAGGGAUUGAACCUGGGCCCUCAGCAGUGAGGGCGUGGAGUCUUAACCACUGGACCGCCAGGGAAUUCCCACAUUUGCUAUUUCAAUAAACAUCUUAUAUAUAGUUAAGGGCAGACAGCCAACAGAUUGGUAUCAGAUAUUAGCAAAUUACAACCCAUCAUCACUGAUAUUUCAUACUGUCUUAUAUAUGUGGUUUGUAUUAAGAGUAUAGGGCUUAGAGAGAGUUGAGCUCCUUGGAGAAGUGGCUGAUACCAAUUCUGCGCCAGGAAAUGCACAAAAUAUGUCUGGAAUAUCUUGUCCUAUGUGAAAGACAAGGAAACUAUUAAAGAUGACGGAAUUCAUGUUAAAUGGACACCAGAGCCAAUUUGAAGGGGUUGCACUUGCCAAAGAUGAGGUAAUAUUAGCAGCAAAAAAGAAUAAUAAUGAUAAUGGAUUGAGAUACAUCAAAUAUGUUAAAAUCCAUUAGUUCUUAAUGAUGCUCACAUACAAAAACUCUCAUUAGUCAUCUUUGGAAGAUGGUAUGAAACCAAAACUUUAUGCUGAAAACUGGUAAAUGGAGUAAAACAAUCAAGCAUUUAUAUUAAAUUUUUUUGUACAAAUAGUAUUUAAGGGUGCCAAGUAGUUAAUUUGGGAAAGACUUUUUAAAAGAAUUUCAGCGAAUAACUGUGGAAGCAAUGGUAGAAUUAGAAUAUCACCAUUGAACUCCUAAUGAAAUAAUGGAUUUAGGCCAUGAUCAUUAAUGGCUCUUAAAACCAUUAGGUGAAUUGCUAAUGGGGAGCUUUAUAAUGGUAGAUCAGGCUGACAACAGCAAGCCUACUGCCCAGUCUUAAUGUCACAAAAAUGAGAAAGAACUAGACAUUAUGUUUCUCCUAAUGGAAUUACACAAUACUCCUAUAAAAUAGUCAUGCUAGGGCUUCCCUGGUGGCGCAGUGGUUGAGAGUCCGCCUGCCGAUUACAGGCGACACAGGUUCGUGCCCCGGUCUGGGAAGAUCCCACAUGCCGCGGAGCAGCUGGGCCCGUGAGCCAUGGCCGCUGAGCCUACGCGUCCGGAGCCUGUGCUCCGCAACGGGAGAGGACACAACGUUUUGGUGGCUGCGAAAUCCAAGAUCAAGGUGCUGGCCAGUUCAGUUUCUGGUGAGAGCUCUCUUCCUGGCUGGAAAAUGGCCACCUUGCUGUGUCCUCACAAGGGAAGAACCAAAUCUGACUACACGUUGGAUCUGUUUCUUUUACUUUGCUUCCCGUUGCUCUUGUUCACCAAAAGGAUACUGUCUAUACACAAUGGCCUGCCUCAGGGAACCCGGCCCCUCUGCCUGAAAUGUUAAACCAAAGUGCCUUUGUUCAGCGAAACAUCCUGACCCUCUCCACCUGUGCCUGGCUGCAAGAAGGAAGAAAUUAACACAUCCCCUCCUCAGGCUGGCCAUUCCAGGGAACAUUUGCAAAUCUUAUGGCCAUUUUACUUUACUUCCUCACCUCCUCCCCCAUCUCUGUUCUAUAGAAGAAACUGGCAUCCAAACCCCGUAAGAUGGACUUUUUGGAAACACUAGUCUACCAUCCUCUCGGUCCGCUGGCUUUCUGAAUAAGGUCACAUUCCUUGCCUCAGCCCCUCGUCUCCGAUUUAUUGGCCUGUCGUGCGGCGAGCAGAGCAAGGUUGGAUUGGUAACAAAUUUGGCUUAGCCAGCAAGGAGCCUUGCUGCUCGUGGCUAGCUGGCCCCUCUCAGGAAACAUUGGAGCAAGGCCUUAGCAGCUGCCAGGACCACCUGUCCUGAGGAUCUUCCCUUCAAAAUUCCCUGAAGCGGCACCAGCUACCCCAGUGCUUGGCAGUUGAGGCAAGGAACCGACCAACUUCUGCGAGUCGAUGGACUCGAUUUUGUAGGGAUAAGCCAAUUUGUUUGAUUGGAGUACCCUGUUGGAGGGGGAAUUGUUGUUGGACUCCACCUGAUUUGGAACCGUAUCGUUGGGAGCUAGUUCACUGGUUUUGUAGGAAAGAAGCUGGCAUCCAAACCCCAUAAGCUGGUUUUUUUUUGGAGACAUUAGUCUGAUAUCUUCAGGGUCUGCCGCCUAUCUGAAUAAAGUCAUAUUCCUUGCCUCAGCACCUCGUCUCCGAUUUAUUGGCCUGUCGUGCAGCGAGCAGAGCGAGCUUCGACUUGGUAACCCUUUCAAGUAGGUCUCUGGACUCCGACAGAUCUAGCGGGAAACCUGCUGCUACCAGUUACCGUUGCGAGAGGCAUAAUUUCUGUGUCUGCAGUUAUGCCUGAGUCAAACACCCUCCUUCCAGCUGGCUAUGCCUUUGAGAUGGAAAUCCGAACAAAGUGAGAAGGCAUUGACUACUAGAGAUGUCAAUAAAGAAAAUACAAAGAAGAAAGAAAAGAAAAAAGGAAGUUGAGUUCUCUUAUAGGCCCCAGGAUAGAACUUAUACCAUUCUGUCGUUUACCAGCUGGGUGAACUUGCAGAAGCCACGUCACCAUUUUGAGACUCAGCUCGUCAUUUAUUAAACGCAGGCUGCCCGGGGAGCACGAGAGAAUUGACAAGAACAGACACCGUUGCAGCCCACAGGCAUGCCUGACUGCACUUGAGUCGGAUCGCUAGGACGCAGCCUCCGCUUCAACUAUUUGUGGCCGAAAAAAAGGAAAGGAGACUAGAAACGGCAUUGCAAGUGGUGUUCCUGAAAGGAAAACACAGGCGCUCCAGAAGGAGGGGAGGAACAGCCCAGCUGGUGUGUGCAUUUUUUUUAAAAGGAGAAUCCCUCAGGGUCCUGUGAAAUCAGGCAAGCAAUUCACCACUGCUCACGAGUCCACGUAUAUUCUUACCAUGGACCACUUCUCUUUCCAACAAAGUGGAUGAUCAGGUACUGCAUGAAGUUAUGUGGCAAUGAAAGCGAUUCACGAAACCCCUCCUCCAAGAGUGAAUGAAUGUCUUUCAUAAAUGGAGCUUGGCUUCUGGUUUUCCCAGGACACUGACAUUGUGGCAGAGACACAGCGGCUCUUCCUGCUAUUUUCAGUGAUUCACAGAACAUCUGAACAGUGAUGCUGGCCUUGGAUUUACAGAUUUCCAUCCUGAUACCUUAUUUACUUCUUUGGGGCAGAAAAGCUUGCACUAAUUGCUCUCCAUGGUGGCUAAUCUUUUCAAGAGCCUGAUUUUACCUUACAUCCAUAAGCUUUGCAAAGGAAUGUUUGCAAAGAAAUUGGGAAAUACAACCAAAAAAAAAGAGAAUCGUCAGCUGAAAAAGGAUCAAGACAUUCUUAUUGCUGGCCAGACCAAACCCACUAAAUUUUCUAAUACCUUGAAAAGCACUGUAAAGAAGAUUGCAAAGUGUUCAUCCGCUCGCAACUUAUCCACUAAAGAAGACAAGGCUAACAAAGAAUUUUCCCUCUCCCCCACGUUCAGUUACCGAGUAGCUAUUGCCAAUGGCCUCCAGAAAAAUAUUCAUAUAACCAGUGGUGAGAAUGAGGAUAUCCUUCAGGAGUUAUCUUCCAUCGAGAGUUCCUACUCAGAAUCACUCAGUGAACUAAGGAGCAGUACAGAAAACCAGGCACAGUCAACACACACGAUGCCAGUUAGACGCAACAGGAAGAGUUCAAGCAGCCUGGCACCCUCAGAAGGGAGCUCCGAUGGGGAACGCACUCUGCAUAGCUUAAAACUAGGAGCUUUACGCAAACUGAGGAAAUGGAAAAAGAGUCAAGAGUGUGUCUCCUCGGAUUCAGAGUUGAGCACAGUGAAGAAAACCUGGGGAAUCAGAAGCAAAUCUUUGGACAGAACUGCCCGAAACCCAAAGACCAGUGCCCUGGAGGCCGGAUUCAGUUCCUCUGGCUGCAUUAGCCAAACACAGGAUGUCAUGGAAAUGAUCUUUAAGGAACUUCAGGGAAUAAGUCAGAUUGAAACCGAACUUUCUGAACUCCGAGGGCAUGUCAAUGCUCUCAAGCAUUCUAUCGAUGAGAUCUCCAGCAGCGUGGAGGUUGUACAAAGUGAAAUUGAGCAGCUCCGUACAGGGUUUGUCCAGUCUCGGAGGGAAACCAGAGACAUCCAUGAUUAUAUUAAACAUUUAGGUCACAUGGGUAGCAAGGCAAGCCUGAGAUUCUUAAAUGUGCCCGAAGAAAGAUUUGAAUACACUGAAAGUGUAGUGUACCAAAUUCUCAUAGAUAAAAUGGGUUUUUCAGAUGCACCAAACGCUAUUAAAGUUGAAUUUGCUCAGAGGAUAGGACACCAAAGGGAUUGCCCCAAUGCAAAGCCUCGACCCAUCCUUGUGUAUUUUGAAACCCCUCAGCAAAGGGAUUCCGUCUUAAAAAAAUCAUAUAAACUCAAAGGAACAGGCAUCGGAAUCUCGACAGAUAUUCUUACUCAUGACAUCAAAGAAAGAAAAGAGAGAGGGAUACCAUCCUCCCAGACAUAUGAGAGCAUGGAUAUAAAGCUGUCUACUCCAGAGCCCAAAAUCAAGAAGAACAGUUGGCAGUCACCUGAUGACAGUGAUAGAGAGCUGGAAUCUGACCUCAAUAGAAACAGUUAUGCUGUGCUUUCCAAGUCAGAGUUUCCAACAAAAGGAAGUGCUUCCAAGUCAAGUUCAAAAUCACACAAUGCUAGAGCCAAGAAUAAAACUUCUAGUAGCAGCAGAAUUGCAAAUAAAUCAGAAUAUGAUAAAAUUUCCUUGUAUUUGCCAGAAUCGGAUAACUUGGCAAAGCAAACCACAACCUAUUAUGCAGACGCAACACCUCUCUGGCACUCACAGAGUGAUUUUUUCACCACUAAACUUAGUCGUUCUGAGUCAGACUUUUCCAGAUUGUGUCGAUCUUAUUCGGAGGAUUUUUCAGAAAAUCAGUUUUUCACUAGAACUAAUGGAAGCUCCCUCCUGUCGUCUUCAGACCGGGAACUUUGGCAGAGGAAACAGGAUGGCACGCCUACCUUGUAUGACAGCCCUCAGGAUCAGUGUUUGAAUGGGGCUUCUCAGGGUGUCCAAGUACAGAGUGAAAUUGAGAACGCAGAAACUGUGGACAGUGGAGUGAGUAAUAGCAUGGUGUGUGCAUCUGGAGACCAGAGUCACUACAGUGAUUCUCAGCUCUCUUUACAUGAAGAUCUUUCUCCAUGGAAGGAAUGGAAUCAAGUAGAGCAAGGAGCUGAUUUAGGUUUAGAUUCAUCCACCCAGGAAGUUUUUGACUAUGACACAAACAGUCUAUCUGAUCAACAACUAGAUGUUUACCAUAAAGACCUAGAAGACUUGGGAAAGUGCCACAGUGUCCUUCACGAUGACUCUGAGAGCUAUGAUUUAACCCAAGAUGACAGCUCAUCUCCAUGCCCUGGGUUGGAUAAUGAACCACAAGGACAGUGGGUUGGCCAAUAUAAUUCUUACCAGGAAGCUAAUUCUAAUGAGCUGUACCAAAACCAAAGCCAGUUGUCCAUGAUGUAUCGAAGUCAAAGUGAAUUGCAAAGUGAUGAUUCAGAGGAUGCCCCACCCAAAUCUUGGCAUAGUCGAUUAAGCAUUGACCUUACUGAUAAGGCUUUCAGCUUCCCAAAAUUUGGAUCCACACUACAGAGGGCUAAAUCAGCCUUGGAAGUGGUAUGGAACAAAAGCACACAGAGUCUCAGUGGGUAUGAGGACAGCGGCUCUUCCUUAAUUGGGAGAUUUCGAACAUUAUCCCAGUCAACUGCAAAUGAGUCAAGUACCACGCUUGACUCUGAUGUCUACACAGAGCCUUAUUACUACAAAGCAGAGCAUGAGGAGGACUAUAGUGAACCAGCGGCUGAUAAUGAAACAGAUUAUGUUGAGGUGAUGGAACAAGUCCUUGCUAAGCUAGAAAACAGGACUAGUAUUACUGAAUCAGAUGAACAAAUUCAGGAAUAUGAUCACCCUUCAUAUGAAACACCUUAUGAAACCCCACAAGAUGAGGGUUACGAUGGGCAGGAAGAUGAUGUGGCUAAUGAAGGGGGAUUGGAACCCUUAAAGGAAACAUCAGCUGAAAUGAAAAUAAAAGAAGAUGAAAACCAAAACAUCCCUGAAAAGCCCCUGGAAAUCAUAAAGCCAAAGAAGAUUCGUCCCUCCUUCAAAGAAGCAGCUUGGAAAGCCUAUAAGAAGCAAAUGGCAGAAUUGGAAGAGAAGAUCCUGGCUGGAGAUAGCAGUUCUGUGGAUGAAAAGGCUCGAAUAGUAAGUGGCAGUGAUUUGGAUGCUUCCCAGUUCUCUGCACUUCAGGCGUUUGGUGGAGCCGGUUGGGGACUUUAUGGUAUUGAUAGUAUGCCAGAUCUCCGAAGGAAAAAAACUCUGCCUAUUGUACGAGAUGUGACCCUGGCUGCCCGGAAAUCUGGACUCUCCCUGGCUAUGGUGAUUAGGACAUCUCUAAAUAAUGAGGAAUUGAAAAUACAUGUCUUCAAGAAGACUUUGCAGGCACUGAUCUACCCCAUGUCCUCCACCACCCCACACAACUUUGAGGUCUGGACGGCUACGACACCUACCUACUGUUACGAGUGUGAAGGGCUCCUGUGGGGCAUUGCCCGGCAAGGCAUGAAGUGUUCAGAGUGUGGAGUGAAGUGCCACGAAAAGUGUCAGGACCUCCUGAACGCGGACUGUUUGCAGAGAGCGGCAGAAAAGAGUUCUAAGCAUGGUGCGGAAGACAAGACUCAGACCAUUAUUACAGCCAUGAAAGAAAGAAUGAAGAUCAGGGAGACAAACAGGCCAGAGGUGUUUGAAGUAAUUCAGGAAAUGUUUCAGAUUUCUAAAGAAGAUUUUGUGCAGUACACAAAGGCGGCCAAACAGAGUGUACUGGACGGGACAUCUAAGUGGUCAGCAAAAAUAACCAUUACAGUGGUUUCUGCACAAGGCUUGCAGGCAAAAGACAAAACAGGGUCAAGUGACCCAUAUGUUACAGUUCAAGUCGGAAAGAACAAAAGAAGAACUAAAACCAUUUUUGGAAACUUGAAUCCAGUAUGGGAUGAGAAGUUUUAUUUUGAGUGCCAUAACUCCACAGAUCGAAUCAAAGUCAGAGUGUGGGAUGAAGAUGAUGACAUUAAAUCCAGAGUGAAGCAACAUUUCAAAAAGGAGUCAGAUGAUUUUCUGGGACAAACAAUUGUAGAAGUGAGGACCCUGAGUGGAGAAAUGGAUGUCUGGUACAAUUUAGAGAAACGGACAGAUAAAUCAGCUGUGUCUGGGGCCAUUCGAUUGAAAAUCAAUGUGGAAAUAAAAGGAGAGGAGAAGGUUGCUCCGUAUCAUUUACAAUAUACAUGUUUACAUGAGAAUUUGUUCCAUUACUUGACUGAAGUGAAAUCUAAUGGUGGAGUGAAAAUCCCAGAGGUCAAAGGGGAUGAAGCCUGGAAGGUUUUCUUUGAUGAUGCCUCCCAAGAAAUAGUCGAUGAAUUUGCCAUGCGUUACGGGAUUGAAUCCAUUUAUCAAGCUAUGACGCACUUUUCAUGUCUGUCUUCUAAAUACAUGUGCCCCGGUGUCCCUGCUGUAAUGAGUACCUUGCUGGCAAAUAUAAAUGCUUUCUAUGCCCACACAACUGUUACAACAAAUGUACAGGUUUCUGCCUCAGAUCGAUUUGCUGCUACCAACUUUGGUAGGGAAAAAUUCAUAAAACUACUGGACCAGUUGCAUAACUCUUUAAGGAUUGACCUGUCAAAGUAUAGGGAAAACUUUCCCGCCAGCAAUGCUGAAAGAUUGCAAGACCUGAAAUCAACUGUUGACCUGCUAACAAGUAUCACCUUUUUUAGGAUGAAGGUUCUGGAGCUGCAAAGCCCCCCAAAGGCCAGCGUGGUGGUGAAAGACUGUGUCAGGGCUUGCCUGGAUUCUACGUACAAGUAUAUUUUUGACAAUUGCCAUGAACUCUAUUCCCAGCUAAUAGACCCGAGUAAGAAACGGGACAUUCCUCGGGAAGAUCAGGGACCAACCACCAAGAAUUUGGAUUUUUGGCCCCAACUUAUUACACUGAUGGUCACGAUUAUUGAUGAGGAUAAAACUGCCUACACUCCUGUCCUGAAUCAGUUUCCUCAAGAACUGAACAUGGGAAAAAUAAGUGCUGAAAUUAUGUGGACCCUUUUUGCUCAGGAUAUGAAAGAUGCACUAGAAGAACAUGAAAAGCAGCGGUUAUGCAAGAGUACCGAUUAUAUGAAUUUGCAUUUCAAAGUGAAAUGGUUUUAUAUUGAAUAUGUGCGAGAACUUCCUGCCUUCAAGGAUGCCGUUCCUGAAUAUUCCUUGUGGUUUGAACCUUUUGUCAUGCAGUGGCUAGAUGAAAAUGAAGACGUGUCAAUGGAGUUCCUUAAUGGAGCCCUGGGAAGAGACAAAAAAGAUGGAUUCCAGCAGACAUCUGAUCACGCACUGUUUUCUUCCUCUGUGGUUGAUGUCUUUGCUCAGCUUAAUCAGAGCUUUGAGAUUAUUAAGAAACUGGAAUGCCCCAAUCCUGAAGCAUUAGCUCACUUAAUGAGAAGAUUUGCAAAGACCAUCAAUAAAGUUCUGCUUCAGUAUGCUGCAAUUGUAUCAAGUGAUUUCAGUUCAUACUGUGAUAAGGAAAAUGUGCCCUGUAUAUUGAUGAACAAUAUUCAACAAUUGCGGGUUCAGCUGGAAAAAAUGUUUGAAUCCAUGGGAGGAAAAGAGCUAGAUCCUGAAGCUAGUACUAUUCUAAAAGAACUUCAGGUUAAACUCAGUGGGGUUCUGGAUGAGCUCAGUGUCACUUAUGGUGAAAGUUUCCAGCUUAUCAUUGAAGAGUGCAUAAAACAGAUGAGUUUUGAACUAAAUCAAAUGAGAGCAACUGGAAAUACCGCAUCUAAUAAGAACAGUACAGCCAUGGAUGCAGAGGUUGUAUUAAGACCUCUCAUGGACUUCUUGGACAAAAUAUUAAGUCUCUCAGCAAAAAUCUGUGAGAAAACAGUCCUGAAGCGAAUAUUGAAAGAACUGUGGAAGCUAGUUCUCAACAAAAUAGAAAAACAAAUUGUCCUCCCUCCUCUGACAGAUCAAACAGGACCCCAGAUGAUUUUCAUUGCAGCUAAAGAUCUGGGACAACUAUCCAAACUGAAGGAGCACAUGAUUCGAGAGGAUACCAAGGGUCUGACACCGAGACAGUGUACUAUAAUGGAGGUGGUCCUGGCUACCAUCAAGCAAUACUUUCAUGCAGGAGGAAAUGGCCUGAAAAAGAAUUUCUUGGAGAAAAGCCCAGAUCUUCAGUCUCUGAGAUACGCUCUCAGUCUUUAUACCCAAACAACUGAUGCCUUGAUAAAGAAAUUCAUAGACACUCAAACCUCACAGAGUCCCUCCUCCAGAGAUUCAGUGGGUCAGAUAUCUGUUCAUGUGGACAUCACCGCCACCCCAGGAACAGGAGAGCAUAAAGUCACUAUAAAAGUGAUUGCUAUUAAUGACUUAAACUGGCAGACCACUGCAACGUUCCGCCCCUUUGUGGAAGUUUGUAUGCUGGGACCCAACCUCGGAGACAAGAAGAGAAAACAAGGCACAAAGACAAAAAGCAACACAUGGUCACCAAAAUAUAACGAAACAUUUCAGUUCAUUCUGAGUAAAGAAAACCGCCCAUGGGCCUAUGAACUUCACCUUUCAGUUAAAGAUUACUGCUUUGCCAGAGAAGAUCGAAUUAUCGGAAUGACAGUAAUUCAGCUCCAGAACAUAGCAGAAAAAGGAAGCCACGGGGCAUGGUAUCCCCUAUUGAAAAACGUCUCUAUGGAUGAAACUGGUUUGACUAUCCUUAGAAUCCUCUCGCAGAGGACCAGUGACAAUGUGGCUAAAGAAUUUGUAAAACUUAAAUCUGAAACAAGAUCUGCUGAAGAGAGUGCUUGAAACAAACACUGCAAGGUAGCAUCUAGGAGAAUUCAUAAACUAUAACUGUUUGACUACUGCAUGCAUGUGCAAAUACACGGGAAUGUUUAUUUCACUACGUUUCAGUGUUUGCCAGUACUCAAGAACAAUGUCUACAAGGUAUGUGGAAAACCUGUGGAACUUUUAUACCACUUCUGGUCUUUGAGAAAUAAAUGUUCCAUGAAGUGCCAAAAUUAUGAUGUAAAGUGAAAUAUCCAGAGCAUCUUUUAAAAUGUUUAUUUCAUUACCAAUUUCUCAUCCAUUAAACAUACUAAAAAACAGUCUCUUAAGUUGGUCCAUUAGUUGUCCUUGUUACAUUGGUGUAUAUGGCCAGUAGGUAUGAAAGCAUCUGUUACUCAAAUUCUAUUUUAUUUAGACUUACCUCAUUAUAGAUGUCUUACAAAUACCCUUUUCUAUCAUGACUAGAAAUGCAGUUACUUCUAGAAAGCAUUUGUAAUUUUAUAGUUGCAGGUAUAUUGUGAUGAUUUUUGCAUACAUAUUAAAAUAGAAAAUGUGGGAAAUAUUUUAUGCCAACCGGUUUCCAACCUUUCUGAAAUCACUGUGAAGAAAUGCUCUUAAAGCAAACUUGUAAAAAGUAAUGCUAAAUAGUUUGUUAACAGUGUUUGAUAUAUCAACAGAACUUUGUUCUUUAAAACUGCCAAGGUCAUAUCACAUUUGUAAAAAAAAAAAAAAAAGGUAAGUUGAAGCAUUUGCCAUCUAGCAUUAUGUCUUGGCUUUACCAAAUUUCAUUCUUUAGAAAGUCAUAUGACUAAUGGUUUAGGAGUAUGAUGGAAGGUUUGUUUCUUAAAUUACCUAUGAUAAGUAAUUAUACUGUUAGUGUUUUCCUUCUGACAGUUAUGACUAACUCCUUAUUUACUGAGUGCUAUAAUCAGUUAAAUGCUUUUCUCUUUUUAGAAAUAUUCAACAGUUUUUACUGAAUGCAGCAUUACUAUAUAUUGCACUGGAGCAAAAUGUCACGUCUUCAACUAUUUAGUGAAAAAUGUAAAAUGAAGUCUGAAGAAAUUGCUUACAGUUUUGUAAUUUAUGUUAUUUAUAAGCCCAAGAUGCAUACAAUGCCAUAGGAAAACAACUUAUUACAGCUCGGUAGAUGAAAAUAUAACUAGGUUAGAGUGUGAAUAUGAAAUAGUCUAUGAAUAUUUGCAUUUUCUCUGUUUUAAUGGUUUGACUUUUUAGAAUCUGUACCUAAGUACUUGGCUGUAGAACAGGACUUUGUAGUUGUAACUUAUGGUCAUAACUGUUAGUGGGCAACAUACAUAUGCAGGAACAAGAUCCUGUUAUAGUGACUGUGCUUUGUGAACAAGCUGGUCUGAUAUGUUAAGAACAGAAAUGAAAAGUAUCAUGACUUUCAGAACCAUGCUGUUACUGGGUGUGAAAACACAGACAGUAAGAUCCACUAAUUCAUGUUAAAUUGAUAAGCAAGUGCUUUGUUAAUGACGUCUCCAAAUGCAUAGUACAAUGCAAUCCUCUGGCAUAUGCAUUAAUAAAUGGAUGUAUAUUGAGCACAUGCAAUA
Molecule: messenger RNA, 11624 nt
Organism: Orcinus orca (killer whale)
Lineage: Eukaryota; Metazoa; Chordata; Mammalia; Artiodactyla; Delphinidae
Gene: UNC13C
Product: unc-13 homolog C
Exons: 44
Coding region: 3427-10074 (2215 amino acids)
Biological process (GO): dense core granule priming; presynaptic dense core vesicle exocytosis; synaptic vesicle maturation
Cellular component (GO): presynaptic active zone cytoplasmic component; synaptic vesicle membrane; presynaptic membrane
Molecular function (GO): calmodulin binding; phospholipid binding; diacylglycerol binding
Source: RefSeq, a predicted model, not a curated record